GGAGUGCCCCUGGGCGCGCCCUAAGGGUCCUCAGGUUGAUCUGCCUGCUGCUCUCGUUCGCUGCUGCUGGACCCUGUGCUGGUGAGCUGUUAGUCCAAGGGUUCUCCAAUCAAAGGAAGCCAAUUGAAGUAAAGGCAACCUCUUGGCAAGAAUCAGUGAAAUAAAUUCAUGUCUGUUCCCUGUCCGCAAUUGAAGGCCAUUCGUUUAAAGAUUUCAUCAGCUGUGUUUCCGAAGGGGUAUAUGGCAUUAUGAACAAGAGUGUAACUCUCAAGCCAUUGCAAGAUACAGUUUUUAAAGAAAUCACAUGGAAGAAGCAAAAAGAUAAAAUCGUAGAAUGGUAUAGGGACUCUGAGUUAAGAGCUUUCCCACCAUUUCAGGGUAGGAUUCUUUUAAACACUACGUCAGGUGAUCUCACCAUCUUCAAUUUAACAUCGUCAGAUGAAGAUCGCUAUGAAAUUGAAUCCCAAGAUCUUAAAGAUAGCAUUGUGUUUUUUCUUUCUGUGAUUGAGCUGCUUCCAUCUCCAAUUCUAAAUUGUACAUUGACUGAUAAAAACAUUAUAGUCCAAUGUACAAUCCCGGAACAUUACAACAGUCAUGUUGAAUUUAUAGAGUACUCAUGGAAUUGUGGUUUACAACUAUGUAACAGCACUUCCUCGAAACUUGAAAUAAGUUUUAAGGAGAAUGAUCUUUCACAGGAAAUACAGUGUGUCCUAAGCAACCGAGUAUCCAAAAUGAAAUCAUCAAUUACUUUGGGAACCUGUGUGCCAAAUCAUCACUCAAGGCACAGGUGGUUGCUUAUACUAGCAUUUGUUACAUCGUUGGUAAUUGUAAUACUCAUGCUGUUUGGAAAAGGUGUACUAAGAUCUUGCAGAAAAACACACAGACCCAACUCCAGUUGAUGGAUGAUAGAAGAUGAAAGAGCAUGUAUGAUAACUGAAUUAUUUAAAUGUAAAUGGAAAAGAUUCAAGCUGGAGAGACUCGUGUCAGACGUAAGAAUGCCAGCGUGCAUCCCAGGAAACAAAAGGUCAGGAUGUAAACCAUUUGGGAAGGAUGUGUUAAGAUGUAAACAACUUGUUCCUGGAAAAAAAAAAAA
This is a messenger RNA of Trichechus manatus latirostris (Florida manatee), 1093 nucleotides long. RefSeq names its product CD58 molecule (gene CD58). Gene Ontology annotation, molecular function: signaling receptor binding. The record is from RefSeq and is a predicted model, not a curated record. Gene Ontology annotation, cellular component: cell surface. The transcript is spliced from 7 exons. Lineage: Eukaryota; Metazoa; Chordata; Mammalia; Sirenia; Trichechidae. The coding region runs from base 249 to 899 and encodes 216 amino acids.